Colletotrichum spaethianum is the source of this 1134-nucleotide messenger RNA. RefSeq names its product scyllo-inositol 2-dehydrogenase (NAD(+)). Gene Ontology annotation, biological process: NADPH regeneration. Gene Ontology annotation, cellular component: cytoplasm. NCBI's taxonomy places the organism in Eukaryota, Fungi, Ascomycota, Sordariomycetes, Glomerellales, Glomerellaceae. Bases 1 to 1134 code for a protein of 377 amino acids. The transcript has 3 exons. The record is from RefSeq and is a predicted model, not a curated record. Gene Ontology annotation, molecular function: nucleotide binding; oxidoreductase activity.
AUGUCCGGAGAAAAGCUCAACGUUGCUGUCGCUGGUCUCGGCCGCAUGGGUCUCCGUCAUGCCAGACACUUUGCGACCUUGACACCAAAGGCCAACCUCAUCGCCGUUAGCUCGCCGGUCCAGGCCGAGCUUGAUGCUGCGGUUGCCGAGUUCGGCCCAUUGAGGACAUACCUAGACUACGAUGAGUUGCUGCGCAAGGAGUCGACGUUACAGGCAGUCAUCGUCGCAAGCGCUACCACGGUACAUGCGGAACAGGCCAUCAAGGCCAUCGAGAAGGGUCUCCAUGUUCUCUGCGAGAAGCCCCUCAGCACAAACGUCGAUAUUUCGCAAUCUGUCGUCACAGCAUAUGAGAAGUCUCUGAUCAAGAACCCCAGCCAGAAGGUCAUCUGCGGUUUCUCCCGCCGGUUCGAUGCAUCUUACCGAGAUGCUUACCAAAGAGUCGCGCGCGGUGACAUUGGGGCGCCAUCCGUCUUCCGCUCUCAGACGUGCGAUAAGCUUGACCCCUCAGGGUUCUUCGUUGACUACGCUGAGUUCAGCGGUGGCAUCUUUGUUGACUGCUCCAUUCACGACAUUGACCUUGCGCUGUGGUUUUUCGGCGAGGACAGUGUUGUUAAGAGUGUCGCAGCGAUUGGCAUCACGGCCGUCCAGGAGGGGUUAAGAAAGCACAACGACAGAGACAACGCCGUUGCAGUCGUCGAGUUCUAUGUAGGCGGAUUCCCCGAGACCCGAGGCGAAACUCGAGCUAACCACCCGCAACCACAGGGCGGCAAGAUCGCACAGCUCUUCUGCUCCCGGAUGAUGGCUGCCGGCCAGGAAGACACCACCGAGAUCUUUGGCACCCAGGGCAAGGUCGCUGUCAACACGCAGCCGCAGCUGAACCUCGUCAACCUCUACGAGCCGACGGGUAUCCGCCGUGAGAUCCCGCCCGACUACUAUGGCCGAUUCCGCGAGGCUUUUAUCACCGAGGCUAAUGAGUUUACGGCAUGCUGUCUGAACAACACGGAGCCGCCGAUGAAGCUCGUCGGCGCCGUCAACGCUGUCAAGAUCGGCUGCGCGCUUCAGGAGAGCUUGAUCACGGGAAAGAAGAUUGAAUUUGACGAGACGGGCAAGCGUAUUGAGAGCGCCCGGUUGUAA